This is a messenger RNA of Lindgomyces ingoldianus, 243 nucleotides long. RefSeq lists its product as uncharacterized. NCBI's taxonomy places the organism in Eukaryota, Fungi, Ascomycota, Dothideomycetes, Pleosporales, Lindgomycetaceae. The annotation marks the transcript as partial. The record is from RefSeq and is a predicted model, not a curated record. The transcript has a single exon.
UUUAGCAGCAGGUUUGUCCACUUUCUGGCCGUGCUCAGCAUUGAUGCCACGGCCCGGCGACUGCGCAGGGCGAAACACUACUCAUACAUGCUCGCCGGCGUAGCAUACUGCAUACGCGUGUUGGGCGUUGAGAAGCUGCUUCCGUCAGCUGAGCGCAGCAAGCAGACUAACAAGGACUGUAAGCGCUUCCUAGCUAAGAGAGUGAAGUAUCUAGCUAACAGUUUGUACAGUCUAAUAAGCUAA